Molecule: messenger RNA, 1705 nt
Organism: Saprolegnia diclina VS20
Lineage: Eukaryota; Oomycota; Saprolegniomycetes; Saprolegniales; Saprolegniaceae
Exons: 1
Coding region: 28-1650 (540 amino acids)
Source: RefSeq, a predicted model, not a curated record
GGCCUGUCUACGACUCGAGCAUCGUCGAUGGCGCUCGAUCCGGCCGACGUGCCCAUGCUGCUCACGUGGGCGACCUACGCGUACAUGCCGGUGGCGCUGCAUCUCUUUGUGUCGCGGCGGCAGCUCUCGUCCAUCAAGUACCGCGAGCCGCUGCCAAUGAGUCUCGCCGCGCUCUUCUUGAGUCUCUACUCGCUCUGCGUACCGCCACUCGUGUGUUUUGGUGGUCACUCUCCGUAUACGCUCAUCCUUUUCUUUGAGUGGAUCCUCCUCAUCACGGGCCUCGUCACAUACCUGCUCACACAGUGCAUCCUCGUGGUCAAGUUUCACAUCACCGAGGUGCUCAUGGACCCCGUACAGGCCACGGUGGUGCGUGUCGGACGCAUCAAGUACCUUCGGUGGCUCCUCUACCCGCGCUUCCAGCUCGUCGUUUGGGCGACCGCGACCGCUCUCCUCAACGCACCGCUGGUGCUCUUCGCAAACACAGCUGCGUCGGUCAAUACAACGGUGGCCGACUUCAACCAAAGCGAUGGUCUUGGCAGCAUCGGGCGCCUCCGGCUGUACGCAGGCAUCGAGACGGGCGUGCUCAUCCUCGCCUCGUACGCUCUCGCGCGCUCGAUGAGCCGCAUUGUUGACAACUUUGGACUGAAAGAAGCUUAUGCACGCGCGGCGCGGGUCAUGACCAUUGGCGUUAUCCUGUACAUGUCUGUGACGCUCCUCGCUGCGCACGGUGUCGUGCCCGGCUUUGACGCGUGCCACGUACCGACGCUAAUUGGGCUCCACACGGCGCACGCUGUGUUUGCGAUCACGGUCGUGCGACCGCUACGCGCCUCGUAUGCGCACAAGGAGACGCACAAGGACCUCAAAGCGCGACUGCGCCAGACCAAGCGCGACGUCGAUCAACUCGAGUCGAUGGUGCUGUACCGGUACUUGAACACGGACGGUGGCUUUGGCGACUUUUUGGCGUUCUCCAAGAAGGAGCUCUGCGCCGACGCCAUCUUGGCGUGGCGCGAAGUGCAGCGCUACAAGGAAGGCGGUGUCGCGAUCGAGCACAUUUACGCCACGUGUCUGGACGCGGGGUGCCAAUUCCAAGUCAAUAUCGCGCCGACCGUCCGGCGCAUGUACGAGAUCCAGCGCCCGAUGGUGUGUUCGUCGCUCGAAGCCAAACAGCACAAACUCUCCAUUUCGCUCAAACGCUUUCACCGAGUGCUACCAGACGCGGCGCUCAAGCUCGCAGCCCCGACAAACCUCUCAUCGGUGGCGCCCAUCUUGGACCACCGGACGUCUCUGCAGUCCCAUGGCCACGGCCACCGCCUUCCAUCGCAGGGCGCGACGACGAUUGCGGACGACUACUCGCGCAUGAGCGUCUCGCGCAGCAAGCACGAGAAGCUAUUUCACCCGCUGGGCGCCGAGUUCCUCCGCGUCAUCUACAUGGACGUGCUUCCUCGCUUCGAAGAGCACGCGGCAACGGACGCGUGGGUGACAUUCCGGAACCGGGAAAAAGCCAUGCUGUCCUUGGACACGCUCGAGCACAUGAUAGACGGCACGAUCGAGCACGGCGCCGAGAUCGCCCAGCGCGGAAGCAUGCCCUGCAUCGCGGACCUGCCUCGGAUACAAAAAAUGCUUGCGCGGCCCACGGAGGAAUUUUCAUAGGGCAAAACCGAAACUGUCAAUCAAUACCGGAACCAAAAAGUCCGAAUUUCAGAUG